AACAGAUGUUCUGGCCGGGUCGAAGUUCUAUACGGAGACAAGUGGGGAACUGUUUGUGAUCAGUACUUCAGCUUGGAUGCUGCCGGCGUGGUCUGUGAACACCUACAGUGCGGGGCAGUGGCCGCAACUCCCGGAGGUGCUCACUUUGGCGAAGGAACCGGCCACGUGUGGAAGGAAAACUACCGUUGCCUGGGGAACGAGUCCCGAUUAGCUGAUUGUCCAGUCUCAGCCUGGGAUCAGAUUAGCUGUUCGCACGGAAACGACGCAGGUCUCAUCUGCUCAGGUGAGUCACCAAAUUCCUUUGUACGGAAAAGAAAAUGUUCUCCGGUCGCAGAGAUGUUCACAGGAGUGACUUUUCUUAACAAUUUAAUGAAUCUGUCGUAUCGUGGCAACCAUCUUUGUUUUCUUUUCAGAGGGACGUCACUCCCCCACUGGUAGGUAGCGGGGCCAUUUCAGUGCUAUGACAUGUCGAUAGACUGAACUUGAGUGUGUAGUGCGGAAUUCUGAAGUUUAGCAAUACAGAUUUUCCUACAAAGGGACUAGAACGAUGGCAAUUUCUGCGAUCGGAUUCUAUUUAUCGAUGUGCCACUGAAAUACACAGGCACUCAUUCUCUCCAGAGAUGCUGCCUGUGCCACUCGGUUACUCCAGCAUGAUGUGCAUAUCUUCCGUGUAAACCAAUACCUGUAGUUCCUUUCUACAUAUAUAUACAUGCUAUUUACAGCAGCAAUGUGUCAUAGGUUUCAAUUCGAAUGCGCGAUUAGACACUUUAUGACCUUAAAGUGGGCGAGGAAGAGGAGAGACUGGCACGGUUUCGUGGGUUUUCAAUAUAGAAUUGAAAAAGGGAAAUCCUUUAUUUAACGAGUUUUUUGACUCACUGAACAUUUAUCAUUACGUGUAGAGAACAACAGUAAAGGAAGACAUCCAAAAGACACCGCCCAUUUUCUGGAAAACCCACGCGCGGGUCUCGCCGAGCGUUUUGCAUUCAGUUCUAAUCAGUAUAUUCGCUAUUUGAUGCAUGGGUGAAUAUCGUUUACAAGUGUUUCUUCUGGUGUUUGUCUUGUUGCUGGACCCGGCUCUCUUGGUUGGACACAUAUAUUACUCGGUGUGCUUUUCCGUGUACACAGAGGCAAAUGACUGGUGCUGUUUAUCCGCCGAAACGACAUGUGGUUUCUUGGUUUCUUGGUUUCCAGGUCCUCCAAAAUUAUUCCAAGUGGAAUUUAAACUGGAGGUGGCGGAGGGUGGACUUAAGUGAAAUAGGGUUCUUGGGAAAAAUAGAGCUACCUUAAAUUUAGUUGCGUUUGGUUGGGUAACUAUGAUAGGGUGAAGGCUUUUCCAUGCUUAAAUUGUGCGAGGGCAGAAUGAAUUGCUGUACACAUCUGUCUUGGUAGCUGGUAUUUCAAAUUUGAUCGAAUGCCCUCGUCUGCUCCUAGUAGGUUUGGUGUAGGUUUGGUAAUCUAUGUCGAGCAGAACAUUUAACAUUUUGUAAAAGCAGGUAAAACUGUGAGCUUUACGUCUGUCUUGGACAGGGUUCCAUCCCAUGUGAAUUCAGAAGUUUGGUAAUGUGGGCAAGAUGUGGGCAACUGUGGCAGCAAACAACCCUUACAACUAGUAGCUAACCUAGUAGCUAACAUAUGUUGAUAAUGUAUGGGAUGUUUUGGGUUCAGUUUCAAAGUUUCAGUCAACCUGUUUCGUUUUGUAGAUGAGAGUUGGUCUCUGAGACUGAGCAAUGGGGGCAGCCGCUGCGACGGCCGAGUGGAGGUUUACCACAAUGGAAGCUGGGGGCGAGUACAGGAUCGCUCCUGGAACAUCAAUGAUUCCAACGUGGUCUGCAGUGAGUUGGGCUGCGGCUCCGCCAUAUUCGCCUACAAUUCCUCAAGGUACGGAGAGAGUGAGCUGCCCGUGUGGGUGAACGACGUUGACUGUGAAGGGGACGAGGCGCAGCUCCGAAAUUGCAGCACAUUUACCAUGAAUCCGUUUCUCACUGACAGCAUCGGCGUUGGGGUCCUGUGUUCAGACCACCGCCGAUUACGACUGACCGGGGGUGGAAGUACAUGCGCUGGACGACUGGAGCUUUAUUACCACGGGUCUUGGGGCGCAGUUUGUAAUGACUUAUGGGAUCUGCUUGACGAUAACGUGGUCUGUAGGCAGCUGGGUUGUGGAUAUGCUUUGGAUGAUAAACCUCUUGGAUACUGUGGAGGAAGUAGUGGUCCUAUUUGGUUGGAUGAAGUAAGAUGCUCGGGUAACGAAUCAUUUCUCUGGGAGUGUCCCUCCGCACCAUUGGGUGAACACGAUUGCAGUCAUAAAGAAGAUGUGACAGUGAAGUGUUCUGAGCACAAAGAGAUGCGCCUGGUGAACGGAGAGCAUCGGUGUGAAGGGAGAGUGGAAGUGUGGUACAACGGGACAUGGGGGACAGUGUGCUCCGAGAAGUUUCACAGAAAGGAAGCGGAAGUGAUCUGCAAACAAAUGAAAUGUGGACCACUCAAAUCUAUUUAUUAUGGCGUCUGGAAAUAUGGAGCGGGUUCUGGGCACAUAUGGCUCGAUGAGCUGGAAUGUAAUUCGCAGGAGUCGACCCUUUGGCAGUGUCAGUCAGACCCUUGGGGAAAACACAACUGUCACCACUGGGAGGAUGCAGGUGUUGCAUGUGAAGAUGCCGAAAUGCCAGAGAGAUCCAUUGGAAAUGCCUGUGUCGAAGGAAAUGAAUCUCAAUCUCGCCGUUUACCAGGCGAGUCAUUUUAUUAAUUAUUAAUCUGACGUCAAUUCCGGA
Molecule: messenger RNA, 2765 nt
Organism: Leucoraja erinaceus (little skate)
Lineage: Eukaryota; Metazoa; Chordata; Chondrichthyes; Rajiformes; Rajidae
Product: deleted in malignant brain tumors 1 protein-like
Exons: 4
Coding region: 1646-2740 (364 amino acids)
Cellular component (GO): membrane
Source: RefSeq, a predicted model, not a curated record